Molecule: messenger RNA, 2125 nt
Organism: Monomorium pharaonis (pharaoh ant)
Lineage: Eukaryota; Metazoa; Arthropoda; Insecta; Hymenoptera; Formicidae
Product: 4-coumarate--CoA ligase 1
Exons: 10
Coding region: 321-2078 (585 amino acids)
Biological process (GO): long-chain fatty acid metabolic process; fatty-acyl-CoA biosynthetic process
Cellular component (GO): mitochondrion
Molecular function (GO): long-chain fatty acid-CoA ligase activity
Source: RefSeq, a predicted model, not a curated record
ACACUCCGGAAGUAAAACCGGCCAAGUAAACGUCGGUGACCAAACGAUCGACGGCAAUUUAACUGGCAACUGCCUAGUUCGCGCAAACUUUUGUGAAAUUGUACGCGCAUAAAAAUUACAAUUUUCAACUUUAGAGUAGUUAAAUAACGUUGUGACGUUGUCAAAACACCGUGAGAUAUUACGAUAUCAGUGAGAUAAGGUUCCAACAUAUCUAAAAAUAAAUUCAAUACAAUUCAAGCACUGAGAAAAAGGAAAACUAAGAUUAACAUUACGAGCUGUGCAAUUAAUCACCGAUAAAUUUACAGUGCUACUCUAUAAGUAUGGCAACACAUGCACUUCGUGGUAUUCAGAGGCUGAGUCGAGUAUUGGAUGUAGGAGGAAUAAGGACGCUGAAUUCCAUAUUAAGAUGUACAUCUACUUCAUCACAAACUAAAAUUGUGACAGGGCCAAAUAACGAGAAGAUUAUUAUGCCUUUGGCUGGUGAGGCUUCUUAUCCGGAAACAUUGAUCCACGAGUUCGUUUGGAAUGAUAUCGAGAAUUAUCCUAAUCAUAUUGCUUUGGAAUGUGGCGUAAGUGGCAAGAAGUACACCUUCGCGCAAGCCAAGGAUGCGACAAGUUACAUAGGUAGAAGUUUGCGAAACAUGGGUCUCAAACAGGGUGAUGUGGUAGCAUUAGUAGCACCCAAUCUUCCAGAUACAGUUUUAGGUUUUCUUGGAAGCUUAUCAGGCGGACUUGUUGUGACCACCGUAAAUCCGCUGUACACGGCUGAGGAAAUACAAAGGCAGUUCUUGAAAGUUAAUGCAAAAGCAAUCAUUACUUCUACCGCAAUUGCAUCCACAGUGCUCGCUGCAACAAGAGCUUGUCUUCCACGUGAAACUCCUUUUAUUGUGAUUGACGAUAAGACUGGUUCCAUGCCAGAGGGUUCGAUACCUUUCAAUGAUCUCAUAACGCGAGGCAAAUCAUUGGCACCUGUAAAAUUAAACAGUACUUGCGACGAUCUAGCAGUUUUGCCAUUCUCAAGUGGUACUACUGGAUUACCAAAGGGUGUUAUGCUAACGCAUCGUAAUUUAGUGUCUAAUAUAAUGAUGGCUCAAGUUUCUGUAGAUCCUAAUCCAUUCCGUCCUACUACAAGCACAUAUCAAGAAGUAAUACCUGCAGUAUUACCAAUUUUUCAUAUUUAUGGGAUGAAUGGUAUGGUAUUUCCACGUCUCGCUUUCGGCGGAAAGGUAGUUACUAUUCCAAAAUUUGAACCGCAAAUAUUCCUUAACAUAUUGGAGAAAAGUAAGGCAACUGUGUUGUUUUGUGUACCACCUAUAGUGCUAUUCCUAACGGCUUCUCCUUUUGUAAAAAAGCAUCAUUUUGAGCAUAUGCAUACGAUGAUGAGUGGUGCUGCGCCGCUCGCUCAAACGGAUGUCGACAGAUUCUACGAUAAAUACAACAUUGACCCAAAAGUUUUUAAAUUUCGUCAAGGUUACGGAUUGACAGAAAGUUCACCAGUGGCAUGUUACGAACAGGGGAAGAAAUAUUCCAGCAUUGGGAAAAAUCUUGCAAGUUGCCAAGCACGCCUGGUAGACAUAACAUCACAACAGGAUAUCAGCAUUCCAGGUCAAACCGGCGAAUUGUGGCUCAAGGGGCCUCACAUUAUGAAAGGAUAUCUAAAUGACGAAGUCGCUACAAAAAAUACGUUAACCGAGGAUGGAUGGUUGAAAACGGGUGACGUCGCAUACUUCGAUGAAGAUUUCGAUUUCUACAUUACAGAUAGAUUAAAGGAACUCAUCAAAGUCAAAGGAUUCCAGGUGCCGCCGGCGGAACUGGAAGCAUUGCUGCGGACGCAUCCAGGCGUGGAGGAAGCAGCAGUGAUAGGUAUUCCUCAUGCAAGGUAUGGUGAGGUGCCAAAAGCAUUCGUAGUGGUGAGCAAGGGUAAGAAACCUACGGAGGACGAGAUUAAGAACUUUGUGAAAGGGAAGGUCUCUGAUUACAAGCAACUGGAAGGUGGUGUCACUUUCGUUGAUAGUAUUCCGAAGAAUCCGAGCGGAAAAAUUUUAAGAUCAAAGUUGAAGCAGAAUUGCAAAUCUUAACCAUGAGAGUGAUGUUUUUUUAAAUAAAUAAAACAUUUUAAAAAUAA